AUGAUGGAGUCCCAAAGGCAAAGCAUAGCAGAUGAAGAAGGCAGCAGUCCUUUGCUAAGGCCCAAUAAUGAUAUUGAAACUGAAGGUGGUGAUGGCGAUAGCCAUGGCAGUUCUGCCACCAUUGUUGUUGUACUCAGCACCCUUGUCGCGGUUUUAGGCUCCUAUGUUUUUGGUUGUGCUAUUGGAUUUUCAUCGCCAGCCCAGUAUGGAAUUCUGGAUGAUCUUGGUCUAUCCUUGGCACAGUACUCAUUGUUUGGCUCAAUAAUGACGAUUGGAGCAAUGCUUGGUGCAAUAACGAGUGGAAAGAUAGCAGAUUUCUUUGGGAGGAAAGUAACGAUGGGUUUCGCAGAAUUGUUUACUAUUGGGGGCUGGCUUGCAAUUGUCUUUUCAAAGAGUGCUUGGACGCUUGACACUGGAAGGCUGUUAAAGGGAUUUGGAAUUGGACUUCUUUCAUACGUGGUACCAGUAUAUAUAGCGGAAAUAACACCUAAGAAUCUUCGAGGAGCGUUUACAGCAGUUAACCAGUUGAUGAUUUGUUGUGGCUCCUCUGUAAUGUUUCUUGUUGGAAAUGUCUUCACCUGGCGUACCUUGGCUUGGAUAGGAGCUAUUCCAUGUCUACUACAGCUUGUCGGUUUAUUCUUCAUUCCAGAGUCUCCUAGAUGGUUGGCUAAGAUGGGUCAGUGGGAUGAUAGCAAAGCGGCUUUGCAGCGCCUUAGAGGGGAUAGUGCCGAUAUUUCUGAAGAAGCGGCUGAAAUAAGAGAAUAUACACAAUCUCUUGGACAACUCUCGAACUCUAGAAUGAUAGACUUGUUCCAAAGGAAAUAUGCUCACUCCCUUACAGUUGGUGUUGGGCUGAUGGUGCUGCAACAAUUUGGAGGAGUCAAUGCAAUAGCAUAUUAUGCAAGUUCUAUAUUUUCAUCAGCUGGUUUUUCAAGUAGGGCCGGAACAACAGCUAUGGUUUUCAUUCAGGUUCCAAUGACUCUUUUGGGAGUCCUCUUAAUGGAUAAAUCUGGAAGACGUCUGCUGCUAUUGGUUUCAGCAGCAGGAACUUGCUUGGGUUGCUUUCUCAUCGGACUGUCAUUUUUAUUACAGGACCUUCAAAUUUGGAAAUCGAGUCCCUUGCUAGCACUCGGUGGUGUACUGGUCUUUACAGGAUCUUUCUCAUUAGGCAUGGGAGGAAUUCCUUGGGUUAUAAUGUCAGAGAUAUUUCCAAUAAACGUGAAAGGUUUAGCUGGAAGCCUUGUAACAGUGGUCAACUGGUUUGGUACUUGGAUUAUUUCAUAUUCAUUCAACUUUGUAAUGCAGUGGAGCUCUGAAGGCACCUUUUUCAUCUUUUCAGUGGUAUGUGGUUUUACUAUCAUAUUCGUCGCAAAGCUGGUGCCGGAAACCAAGGGACAUAUUUGCUGGGAUAAAUUAAAGCUUGCCGAAGUUGGUGUGACUAAUGUUGUUUGGAUGGAAAGAGUAGAUGCAAUCGAAAGUUCUCUUCAAAGUGAAAUCAGAGGAUGA
This is a messenger RNA of Fraxinus pennsylvanica, 1506 nucleotides long. Lineage: Eukaryota; Viridiplantae; Streptophyta; Magnoliopsida; Lamiales; Oleaceae. The record is from the annotation of a GenBank genome assembly.